GCGUGGUUUGCUCGCGAUAUUUGCUAAUCAGUAUUGUUGCUUGGACUGUGUAUCUUUCGGUGGUUUUCUUCAGUUUUUUUCGUAUCUUUGUGAUUUGGCGUGUACAGAGGAAGAUCCUAGUUGUAUCUAAAAGUGUGCAGCUAAGGAGAGAAUCAAGCACAAGGAAAUGGCAAAAGCUUGAAGAAGAUAUGCUGAAUCGUUUGACACCAUCAAACAUCAGGAAGUUGGAGAAAAGCGCAGCAGCUCGAUAGGCGGCUAAGAUCAUUGACCAAUACUCCGAUCCAGCUGAGUCCACGCCUGUCACUCUAUCCAGUUUUACCUUGGUUAGGGAUUUCCUGUUCACUCAAAUCUUUAUAGACAAUGCCAAUCGACCAGGUGUCCUAGCACAUAAUGACGAUGGAGGAAUUUACAAACAUCCGAAAGCAAGAUGACUAUUACCUCAUAACAGUGAAGAAGCACAAAACUGCACAUGUUCAUGGACCAGCUCGUGUUGUAUUGAGUGAAAAACUGAAGGCGUGGCUGUCAAUAUUCGUUGGCAUAAUGCGAGCCCAUGUUACCACCCGAAUGAAUGGCCCAGUAUUCAUAUCCUGGAACGGAAACCCUAUGAAUUCUGUGCACAUCACUAAGGCAGUACAAUCUGUCUUUAAAAAAGCUGGAGUGGAUGUUAAAGUAACAUCGACAUCGUUUCGGAAAGCAGCAGUGACGAAAGUUAAUGUCGAUAAGCCAGAGAUGAGUGCGAAAUUGGCUAGCCUUAUGGCUCACAACGAAGCGACGGCAAAGAGAUAUUAUCUCCUGACAGAGAAAUCCAAAACUUCCAUAGAGGCUUCACGAAAUCUUGGUCGCCUGAUGCGAACUGAUGACGAGUGUGGAGAUAACAUUGAGACUCCUUCAUAUGGCAGUUCAUUUAGCUACGUUAAAUACGAGAAAUACAACGGGUCAAAGACAAGAUUCUCUCCACGGAUUCUGCGUAGAAGGAUCGACUUGCUUUUUCCGGACAAAGAAGUCUAUUAAUGAAGUAUGAAUAUUUAUGGAAGACGAAAUCCGAAUUGCAAUUCUCUAAUGAAUACAUUUGUCAUUGGAAUAUGGGUAAGUGAUGCUCAUAAAUAAACUUUCAGUCUUCAAGCAGGCCACUCUCCCGUCGGAUUUAUUGAAAAAUGACCAGCACAUACAUAUAUCAGAUGGGAUUCAGCAAAUAUAGGGUAGGGUCGCAGCUCCUCGCAAGAACGAUUUUCAUGGGCUAAACUUUACAAUACAUUUCUGUUUCAACCAAUAGCAUAGCUUCGUUCUUUAGAAAGCAUAGAAAAGCAUUAUCCAAUUGGACGAAAGCUUCCGAGCUCUGCGUAUUGAAGCAAAAUAUGUAAAGAUUUCCUGCGCGUGUUAUUUUCUUCAUCAUUGAUCGAGUCAUUAUCAAAGUAGUUUUCCUGAAUAGAAAUCGCGAUAUGCUCAAUAUCAUAUUUAUAAUUCACCCUUAACAAGGGCAUGCAAGUUCUCAUAACAUACCUCAGACUUGAAAUUAAAAUUCCAAUUUACAAUUGGUAGAAAAACGAACCCUUUUUUCACAGAAUUUUAGAAUUAUUCCAGUGCCGAGUUAUAUGGAAUAAAGAAAAGGGUAUGCAGUCUUGACGAGGAACUGCCUUCUCAUUGGUUGAUUUUUGAUGAAAAACGGCUUCUGAGAGCUCUGCAUCAUUUUCCGCCUUUAUUAUCUAUAGUCACCAAUUUUGUCGAAGGUCGCCUUACAAUUUAACAUGAAAUAUUGCUGUGCCUUCUAUAAAUGGCCAGCAAUACAAUAUGCACACGCAACCAAAGGAAUGCACCCGAUUAGGUUAAAUAAAUGCCGCUAUUCUAUUUCUCUUUUAAAAACCCGCUUAGACCAGUUCAUGCCCCUUGCUUCAACGUUUUAGGUGCAAAGUAAUACGGAAAGAUGCAAUUUAGGUGCCAUAGAGGAGUGAAGUUAGGUUUUGCUAUAAAAAUUUAAGUUUAAAAAAGAGAAAGUUAUCAAGAGUUAUUAAGGAAUAUUUAGGUAGUUUAGCUAUAUUAAAACGAACCAUGUUUACUCGACAAAAUGCAUGUGUGAUAGACAGUAAAAAGACACUGCAUGUUAAGAAUUAAAGUUUUUAUUGUCAAUAAAAAUAUAUCUCCAUGAA
Molecule: messenger RNA, 2144 nt
Organism: Dendronephthya gigantea
Lineage: Eukaryota; Metazoa; Cnidaria; Anthozoa; Malacalcyonacea; Nephtheidae
Exons: 4
Coding region: 391-1011 (206 amino acids)
Biological process (GO): DNA recombination; DNA integration
Molecular function (GO): DNA binding
Source: RefSeq, a predicted model, not a curated record